AUGUCAGACUUUGAAGGAAUGGAAGCAGGCAACGCAGCCGAUCCUGAUUCUUUUGCUUCGAACAUAACUUUAUCGGAUGGAGAUUUAGAAAUAAUUAUUAGCACGGACAAUUCUUCUAUACAAUUUGAAAGUAAUUAUGACAUUUUGGCGUGCUAUGUCCACGAUGACAGUCUAGAUUUAGAGGAGUUUUUUCGAAAUACUGAAUAUAGUGGGAUUGAUUUACCAUUGAAUGUCCAACAUGAAGAAAAUUUAAUUUAUGCUGAGAACUCAGCUGAAUCUGAUAAUGAGUUGGCAAUAUUAUUAGAAGAGCUGAGGCAGAAAUAUGCAUCGGAUGCUUCAGAUCUAGGAUGUUUUCAAUCAAAUCCAUUGUUGAGCAAUAAUUCUCAAUACAGAGUUUUCUUGACAGAGCAUACUGAGGACAGAACUCAACUAUUUAAUUGGUGCACCUGCACUAAUUGUAUAUUGAUGCCAACAACCUUAGAGUCCAUUUGCUGCAAAGAAAUAGCCAAUGUAGAAAACUACAUUGGCGAUUUCUCUUGUAUAAUUGAACAUGAGUUCUUCAACAUUUUCUGUGAGCGCGAGGAGACUGUUGAUAUUAUUCUACGAACAAUUGGACAAAUUCAAAAUACACCUCAUGAAAAACAUCUCAACAGGUGAUAAUAGUUUGUUAUUUUUUGUGGAUCAGGGCUUGUUGUCAUAGUUUGUAUGAAUUUACAUCAAAAAAAUGUAUUGGUAUUUUUUUUUUCAAUAAUUCAUUCAACAGAUACAUGUUUCUGUAAUUGACUUUCAGUCAAUAUGUAAAAAAAACUGUCUAAUUGAUCCAUCACAGAACAAUAAGGAAGGCUAUAGGGAUAAAUAUUUUUACUAAUAAAAUAAAAAGGAAAACUGUGUAAAGCUGUGUACAAGCAGUUGAAAGUCAGAGAUAAAUCAAUUGCACCAAACGCAAUUAUAAUUGUAGCAUUAGGCUCGGUACACACAAGAGUGUUUAGUAGCACGUUCCUACUUGCAUAAAAAAAAAUUAACAUACAAACACACUUGAACAGAUUUCUAUUCUGGAAUUUUUUUAAUUGAGUAAAUAACCUCUGUGGAUCACACUACACAGAAAUAAGUACAAGUGGUUCCUUUAU
Messenger RNA from Bufo gargarizans (Asiatic toad), 1127 nucleotides. RefSeq lists its product as uncharacterized. Lineage: Eukaryota; Metazoa; Chordata; Amphibia; Anura; Bufonidae. The transcript is spliced from 4 exons. Bases 1 to 657 code for a protein of 218 amino acids. The record is from RefSeq and is a predicted model, not a curated record.